This is a messenger RNA of Syzygium oleosum, 954 nucleotides long. RefSeq names its product peroxidase P7-like. The record is from RefSeq and is a predicted model, not a curated record. Lineage: Eukaryota; Viridiplantae; Streptophyta; Magnoliopsida; Myrtales; Myrtaceae. Bases 1 to 954 code for a protein of 317 amino acids. The transcript is spliced from 3 exons. Gene Ontology annotation, biological process: hydrogen peroxide catabolic process; response to oxidative stress. Gene Ontology annotation, molecular function: heme binding; peroxidase activity.
AUGGCCUCCAACCGCAACUUCCUCAUUGCCGCCAUCAUUUUCGUAUCCCUUCUCGCGUGGCUGGCGAAUGCACAGCUUUCGCCGAACUUCUACGCAAGAACAUGCCCCAACAUUCAAGGCAUCGUUCGCAAUGCGAUGAUGCAAGCUGUUGGAAGAGAGUCGAGGAUGGGUGCUUCGAUACUUCGCAUGUUCUUCCAUGAUUGUUUCGUAAAUGGAUGCGAUGCGUCGGUUCUUCUGGAUGACACGGCUAUCUUCACUGGAGAAAAGACCGCUCAGCCAAACCAAAAUUCUCUGAGGGGAUUUGAAGUCAUUGACGCUAUUAAGUCCCGCGUCGAAGCUGCCUGCAAUGCCACUGUUUCUUGUGCGGACAUCCUCGCCCUUGCUGCUCGAGACGGGGUCAUCUUGUUGGGAGGACCAUCAUGGACGGUGCCUCUAGGGCGGCGAGACGCGAGGACCGCCAGCCUGAGCGGUGCCAACAGCCAACUCCCAUCACCGUCCUCCAGCCUUGCUGACCUCAUCUCCUCCUUCGCCGCCCAAGGCCUCAACGCCAGUGACAUGACCGCCCUUUCAGGGGGCCACGCCAUUGGCCUGGCCCGGUGCAGCACCUUCCGGAGCCGCAUCUACAACGACACCAACAUUGACGCCAGCUUCGCUACCAACCGGAGGACUGACUGCCCUGCCUCUGGAGGCGACACCAACCUUGCGCCCCUCGACCAGACCACGAACCAUUUUGACAACAACUACUACCAGAACCUAGUGGCACAGCGUGGGCUCCUCCAUUCAGAUCAAGAGCUGUUCAAUGGAGGAUCCCAGGACGGGCUCGUCAGGACUUACAGCAAUAGCUAUAUGGCUUUCUCGAGUGAUUUUGCGGCUGCGAUGGUGAAGAUGAGUAACAUCAGCCCACUCACCGGAACAAAUGGAGAGAUCAGAAGGAACUGCAGGGUGGUGAACUGA